This is a messenger RNA of Anolis carolinensis (green anole), 4456 nucleotides long. RefSeq names its product NFKB inhibitor beta (gene nfkbib). Gene Ontology annotation, biological process: cellular response to lipopolysaccharide. Lineage: Eukaryota; Metazoa; Chordata; Lepidosauria; Squamata; Anolidae. Gene Ontology annotation, molecular function: protein binding. The coding region runs from base 430 to 1563 and encodes 377 amino acids. The transcript has 6 exons. The record is from RefSeq and is a predicted model, not a curated record.
AACCGUGCGUCGCGAGACCACAACAAGUGACGUCACGGCUUAUUAGAGAUUCACCAGCGCCGACCAAUCGCCGAUAUUCUAACCCGCCCCACUUUGAGAGAGGAAACAAAAUGGCGCCUGAAACGAGCCUCUCAAAAAGCAAGAUACCCGGAUGUUAGUCGGAAAAAGACUACAAAUCCCGGCAUGCCUCUGUGACUGCGACAGAGGAUUGUUGUGUGGGGAUUCCCCAGGUUGCUCAAAUUCCCCUUCGAUGGCAGAAGAAGCUAGAGCAGCGCUUUGAACAGUGACUGGGGCUUCCUUUCUUUUUCCUUUCUUAUGGCCUGGGUGGCAGUUGAGGCCUACUCUCAUAGUAGGCCUGUUUGGAAGUAGUUGAGGCCUACUCCCACAGUGUAGGCCUGUAUGGUAUAAUUGAGGCCUACUCUUCCCUCCAUGGCCUAUUUGCAAGGGCAGGUGGCUCAGAGCGGGCCCAGGUCGCCCAAGCGAGGCGACUCGACUUCUGGAAGCGACGACUGGUGUGACAGCGGGCUGGGUUCCCUCAGCGAAGGCCAACUGGGCCAGCUUCAGGAAGAUGGCGGUUUUGUCGUUGCCCAGGGUGACGUGGAGAUGGGGCCUGGAGACUGUCAAGCCGUGACUUCCGACCCCAGGGACUCCCACAAAGCCCUGGCUGAAAAAGAUGAGGACCUGGAGCGCCUGGAUUCGGCUAUUGGGGACUCCUUGGGCGGCGGAGAGGAGGACGUUAGCUGCAUCGCGGAUGGAGUCCAGGCCGUGCACCUCGAAGGUGAAGAAGAAGGGCCCAUUGCGACGGCAGUGACCCCCGAGGCCUGGCUCCAUCAUGUCCUGGGCUUUGUCACUGAAGAUGGCGAUACAGCUCUCCACUUGGCUGUCAUCCAUGAACACGAGGCUUUCCUGGACUCCAUCCUCCAGUUCAUGCAAGGAACGGAUUACCUGGACAUUCAGAAUGACCUUGGACAGACGGCGCUUCAUAUCGCAGUCAUCUUGGGGGCUUCUGAUUUCGUGGGCAAGCUGGUGUCUGCGGGAGCUGGCCUUUGCGUGCAGGAAAAAGGCGGCCACACAGCACUGCACUUGGCCUGUCGGGAAGGGCAGCGAGAAUGCGCCCAGCAACUCCUGGCACCCGUUCUGGGGCAAAGGCCUUGCGAAGGGAACAGUUCCCGAGCCCAGCUGGACUGCACCAACUAUGAUGGCUUCACCCCUUUGCACCUUGCAGUCUUGAGGAAAGACUUGGACAUGGUCGGUCUCUUGGUCUCUGGAGGAUCAGAUAUCAACAAACCGGAGCUGAGUUGUGGUCGAAGCCCCCUUCACCUGGCUGUGGAGGCACAGAGUCCUGAAAUGGUGGAGCACCUGCUGCGUGCCGGAGCCAACCCCGAAGCCCGGAUGUACGUCGGCUACACCCCCAUGUACAGUGCCAUCCACCGGCCCAACGAAAAAAUCGCACAGCUUUUGCGAGCCUUUGGCUCAGAGGAGCCCGAUUGGGACUCAGAGGAGAGUCUGGAUAGCAAUAGCGAGGAGGAGUAUGACGACAUCGUCAUCAACCGUGGGCAUUAGGAAGACCAGUUCGAGGGGAUCCUGUUUGUCUCCUGGGGCUCCCCAUUCUCGCAACACACCUCCCCCUGUGGCAGCUGGCUGUGAUUUCUGUAGCAACUGCAUCGUCACUGUGAGCUAGAUUUGUAUUAUUUAUAAGAAGCGGGGCUGCAAGUUUCGAGCAGAUCCUGGCACCCCAUUCCGACGUAACCUCUGUGGUUGCUUUGUUUUUCCCGUCUGGUUUCCCAAGCCCUUGUGGCUUCUGUCUGUUUUGAUGUUUGAUAUCCAGCAAUGAAGAAUGUGCUUUGGGCAGGUGUGGGCAAGUUUCGGCCCUCCAGGUGUUUUGGACUUCAACUCCCAUGCUUCCUAGCAGCCAGAGGCUGUUAGCAAUUGUGGGAGUUGAAGUCGAAAACACCUAGAGGACCAAAGUUUGUCUAUGCCUGGCUUUGGGUAUUAGCUGCCUUGAGGUAGAAUUCUGUUCUUUAGAUAUUUCCCAUUCCCACCUUCUGCAUCUUGCCUCUGUCUUAAGCAUGGUCUCAGUGAAAACUGGAGCUGGGACAAUAGUCCAUAUCUAGGCCCGAAGUGUGAACUAUUCUAGAUUUAUGGGGGUUCUUUCUAACACGGAAUCUGUUGUCUCUCAACUCAAAGCAGGCCUAAGUACUACAUGUCACUUUGUGGGCGAUUUGGGGUCAGUAUGCCAGCAUGCUCUGUGCCAUGCUUGCUCCUUUUGUUCCUCCAGUUCUAAGCUCACUUUCAUGCCUUUUUAAGAUGGGCAAGGUUUGGGUCCUAAGUAGGGAAGGGCAGGUGGCAGUUGGUGGAACAAUGACUGCUUUUUGGCAGGAUAUGGAUCCUGGGAUGACUCUGAGCUUACAAAGACUUUUUCAUUAUGGUAAUUUGCCUCCAAGGCUAGGUGCCAUAGCCCUCCUUUGUCUCUCUUUUUUUACAAUCCUAGAAGUAAAACCACUGUCAAGUGCGGUUCUUUAUAAGAGCUAGUGAGAGCACAGGGCUGAGUUUAGUUGCAUAGAUGCUUUUCUGGCCUUCGACCUACCUCUUUCUGGAUAUAUUAUUUCUCCCCAUCCCCUGCUUUCCCCGUGUGUAUAUCCUCCCUUUAGAUUCAUGCUACUUUCUUCCCCCGCCUUUUGUAUAUAUCAAGACAUGGGGAUCUUGCAACCCUUAAAGGUGUCCCCAGCACCCAACAGCAAGCAUUCCUGAGCCUUGCCUGGGAUGGGCGUAGGCCAGGUAUGGGCAAACUUCAGCUCUCUAGGUGUUUUGGACUUCAACUCCCACAAUUCUUAACAGCUUACCAACUGAAGUCCAAAGCACCUGGAGGGCCAAAGUUUGCCCAUGCCUGGCUUAGGCUCAUGGAAGUUGGAGUAGGAGCACAGUUUCUCCAUCUCUAUUAUACAUUUUUCUUUCUGCCACAAUUUAUAUUUAUUGGAGCCAAAUGAACUACUUUUAGCAGCGCUGGGAGGAAGAAUUGGAAGGAAACAUAGUUCACUAUUGGCUGCCCAGCAACUGCAAGGGGAAUUCCAGAGAAUGUCGGACGAGAGGUUUGCCACAAUUCAAAACUGAAACGGCCAGAGCGGUGCACAUCCGUUAGUUUUUCUUACUCACAUCAAACUCUUGGGAUAUUCUUCUGUUUCUUUCCAAAUUCAGAAAAGGACAGAGAGUGAUGACUGGGAUUUUAAGCAGUGCAGCUCCUAUUAUUUUCCGCAAUGGGAGGUUAGAAAAUGCAAACUUUUCCAUCCGGGAUGAACAUAAGAGUCCCAGUGGAGUGACAUUCUUGGGCCAGCCAACUAGAAAGCACUGCCUUCUCUAAGUCAGCUCUUCCUUUGGGAGGAUGUGUUUGGAAAAGUUAGCUUUUGGGGACUACAAUUCUCAGAAUCCACCUAGGCAGCAUUGCAGUGCCAAAAAGAUAACUUUCCAAAACUCUUCUUCGAGGCCAGGCUGGGAGCCUUGAAUGAAAUUCCUGGGAGUCUCCUCAGUUUCAGCUGCUGCCUCCUAAGAGGGGGAAAUCCCUUCUGUGACAAACUCCCAACUUUAAUUUUCUAGGGUUCUUGAAUAACCAGUGGUUAGGAGCUCCAUUUCCUCUUUGUAGAGGGGCAUCAGUUUUGCCAGAGUGUGUGCAUUGAUCAGUUCCAUCUGCCACCCUGAGCUCUGUUGGCACAAAGGUUGUAUCUCCAUCAGCAUUGUAUAUAACUUUUCCACAUUGCUUUCUCCAUGGUCCUAGGCUCCUCCAUUGAGGUGGAGCCCUGGGACUUCUGCAACCCUUAAAAGCAGCAAAAAGGGAAACUUGGAGAUGGGAAAAGAAAGUGAUGGAAUGGUUAUUGGGAGGCUGAGCACAGCCAGAGGCCAUCAUUGUGGCCAUAUGUGUGGCCACAAUGAUGAGUAGGCCAUUGAUUGUUUCCAGAAGUUGAAAUUUUAGACUAGGAAUGAGAGAUAAGGGGAUUCAGAAAGUAGACUGGUGGGCUGCAGUAGUUCAGGAAUGCUGGGAGCUGUAGUCCAUUGCAUAAACAGGGCUUCACUUUGCCCUGUGCUAAACAGUUUGGGAGAUGGUGCCAUGGCUGCACAGAAGAAUGGUUGGAUUCUGCCAGCAUUUGAUAAGCUGAAUUUUGAAGCUGCCCAAUGCACUGGGUUCUUUGGAUAGAUUAAGCAUUGUCUCAUUCAAAUAUAUACCCAGCCUCUGUAUAUUCAUCAAAGACGAAAACUGUCAGGCAUUGCACAUAAACUCUGAAUCCCAAUCUCAAAAAUGUAUUCUCCCCUUCCCUGUGGCUUGCUGUUUCAAAGCUACAGUGUGGUUUUCCUGUGUUUUAUUCCACGUCUGUGACUCAGUUCAGUCUAUGCCUCUUUUGUGUUUAUCGUCUUAUGUAGGUCUCUCUUUAAACAGAUCGGAUUAAAAGCUGUGGAUUUCUGUGUG